Messenger RNA from Ictalurus furcatus (blue catfish), 5902 nucleotides. It is a transcript of the gene ncam1a, whose product is annotated as neural cell adhesion molecule 1a. Gene Ontology annotation, molecular function: protein binding. The record is from RefSeq and is a predicted model, not a curated record. Gene Ontology annotation, biological process: cell adhesion. NCBI's taxonomy places the organism in Eukaryota, Metazoa, Chordata, Actinopteri, Siluriformes, Ictaluridae. Gene Ontology annotation, cellular component: membrane; neuron projection. The transcript has 18 exons. Bases 225 to 2744 code for a protein of 839 amino acids.
GCUCUCUGCGCACUGGCGCAUUGAUUCCUGUGAAGGAGGUGCUGCGGCUACCGCGCUCCACUCUCUCUCAUUCCGCUCAGCGCGUUCCUUUUCAGCGGACCCGUUUCUUUCCUCUACUCACUUUAUUCAAAUAACCGGGGAACGACCAGGAAGCGUCGCGCUAAGGCUUGAAAAUACGAACCGAGCUCAAUCAUCAUUCACGUUCCUCACGGAGAGAGAUUGCAAUGCUUCAAACACGGGAUCUCAUCUGGACCAUGCUGCUCUUUGGACAUGCAGUCUCACUGCAGGUGGAGAUUAUUCCACACCAUGGAGAAAUCAGCGUCGGAGAAUCCAAGUUCUUUUUAUGUGAAGUGGUCGGUGAUGUGAAGGACAUCGACUGGUUUGCUCCCAAUGGAGAGAAGCUGCUGCCAAAUAGACAGGACAUCAGUGUGAGCCGUAAUGAUGAGACCUCCACGCUCACCAUCUACAGUGCCACCGUGGACAACGCCGGCAUAUACAAGUGUGUGGCCAAGAACGGAGACAAGGAAGCCGAGGCCACUGUCAACGUCAAGAUCUACCAAAAACUCACUUUCCAGAACGCUCCGUCUCCUCAGGAGUUUAACGAGGGGGAUGAUGCUGUCAUCGUGUGUGACGUCAUCAGCUCUCCGCCACCCACAAUUAUCUGGAAAUACAAGAGAACCAAGAUUCAGCCGGAAAAAGACGUGCGCUUCAAGUUCCUCAGCAACAACCACCUCCAGAUCCACGGCAUCAAAAAGUCCGACGAGGGCGACUACAUCUGCGAGGGGCGCAUCAUGGCUCGGGGAGAGAUCGACCUCAGGGUCAUUAAGGUCAUCGUCAAUGUUCUGCCUAGUAUUAGGACCCGUUAUGCAGAGCUCAAUGCCACUGCAGACAUCGAGCAGGCUGUGACACUGGUGUGUUAUGCGGAUGGCUACCCAGAGCCAACAGUCACAUGGGUGCGUAAUAAUGUAGUGCUGGUGGCCGAUGAGAAAUACAGCCUGAAUGAUGACGGCUCAGAGCUGACAAUCAAAGAUGUGAAGAAGCUGGACGAGGGAGAUUACACCUGCAUCGCCCGCAAUAAAGCAGGAGAGAAGCAGGAGGAGAUCAGCCUCAAGGUGUUUGUGCAACCAAAGAUCACAUACCUGAAGAACCGGACAGCGUCAGAGCUAGAGGAACAGACUGUCCUGACCUGUGAGGCCACGGGUGACCCCACUCCCAGCAUUAUUUGGAGCUUCGGCAGGCGCGUCUUCAGCGAGGGAGAACAGAGUCUGGACAGUAAUGUGAUAGUGCACAGCGAUGCCCGUGUGUCCUCUCUCACCCUGAAGUACGUCCAGUUUACAGAUGCUGGCCAGUACCUUUGCACCGCCCGCAACUCCAUCGGCCAGGACAUCCAGAGCAUGUACCUGGAAGUGCGCUAUGCUCCAAAGAUCCAGGGCCCAGUGGCAAGGUUUACAUGGGAAGGGAAUGCUGUUAAUCUCACAUGUGAGGUUCUGGCUCAUCCAAGUGCAACAUUGCAAUGGUUCCGCGAUGGACUGCAGCUGCCAGCAGUAAACACCACCAACAUGAAGAUCUACAGCACACCCACCAUCAGCUACCUGGAGGUCACCCCUGAAUCCCAGAGUGACUUCGGGAGCUACAACUGCACAGCCACCAAUAUAAUUGGCAGCGACUCUAAGGAGUUGCUGUUAAUCCAAGCAGAGGUGCCAUCUGCUCCAGUUAUCGACCGUGUUGAACCGUACCCCAGCACAGCCAUGGUGGAGUUUGAUGAGCCCGAUUCAGACGGAGGAGUGCCUAUUCUCAAGUACAAGGCUGAGUGGAGGACAAAGGGUCAAGACUGGGUUAGCAAAGUGUACAACGUGGUGGAGGGCCACAGCACCAUCACCAUCGUUGGGCUCAAGCCGGAGACCGAAUACGAGGUCAUGAUGUCUGCCAUCAAUGGCAAGGGUGAAGGAGAAAGCAGUCCCCCAGAGACUUUUAAAACGCUCCCUGUCAGAGAACCAAAUCCUCCAAUGCUGGAGGCCAAGCUGCAGUCCCCAGGCAAUGAGAUGAAGGUCAACUGGAUCAAGCAGGAUGAUGGGGGCUCACCCAUCAAACAGUACCUAGUGAGCUUUAGACCUAAACACCAGAACACUUGGAAGCCUGUGAUCCGUGUUCCUAAUGGCAGUGAGUUUUUGGUGCUAAGAGGUUUGGACUGGAACACAGAGUAUGAGGUUUCUGUGGUGGCAGAGAACCAGCAGGGCCGCUCCCAGCCAGGCAUCCUCUUCUUCAGGACCUCUGCAGAACCCACGGCCAUCCCAGACCCAGUGGCCAGUGGUUCAGGCCUUGGUACAGGAGCCAUCGUGGGCAUUCUCAUCGUGGUUUUCCUCCUGCUGCUCAUCGGCAUGGACGUCACCUGCUACUUCCUCAACAAAUGCGGCUUGCUCAUGUGCAUUGCUGUCAACUUCUGCGGCAAGUCUGGCCCCACCGCCAAGGGCAAGGACAUUGAAGAGGGCAAGGCAGCUUUCACGAAAGAUGAGUCAAAAGAGCCCAUAGUGGAAGUGAGGACUGAGGAAGAGCGCACCCCCAACCAUGAGGGAGGAAUCCCCACUGAACCCAAUGAGACCACCCCACUUACCGACCCUGAUGGUAAGAUUGUCAAAGAUGGGAAAAGUAAAGCACCCGAGACGGAGGUGAAGAAACCCUCGGCUGAGGUGAAGACGGUCCCCAAUGAAGCCCCGCAGACAAACGGCAAUGAGAGCAAAGCGUGAUCCACUGAUCCGAGGGCCUCAGAGUGUCACUACCACAUCGAAACAAAUGGUUUAAUUAAAAAAGGGUUCCUUUCUUCAGUCAGUGUCUUCUAUGAGUUUGCAGAACAAGAGUUUGUAGAUGUAUAGAGCGCCUAAAGAACUCGUGCAAAUGCCUUUUUUUGUUGGGUUUUUUUGUUUGUUUGUUUGUUUGUUUCUCGUUCUGUUUUUCCAUAUUCAGAUACAGCAGGAAGGUUGUUGUUUUUUAUUUUAUUUUAUAACCUUUAGCGCACUCUACUUCACCUCCUCAGAACAAUCUCAGCUGUCUUUUACUCGGAAGAGAAGCAUAAUAUCAGUGUGAAUAGUUAAUAACUGGGAACGUUAGCUUUACUCCUGAAUAAUGCCUUUUACAUUGUGCACACACAUAUAGUCGAUACUUUUACCAUCUUUGAGUACUGUUUUAUUACAUGCAGUAUUGCCCUAUUUUAUUAUUUUACACAUGGAUUUGGGGGAUUUUAUUUUAACCGUUUUGUUGUGUUUAAAUAUUGUAUAAAAGUAACUGCCUUUUAUUUUAUUUUUUCACUGUUUAUUUUUGAGAAUUAGAAAUAGAUUGCUCGCAUGCUUGCUUUGCAGAUUUUGUCCCAUAAUGCCCCACGGUUAUUGUUUUCAUUAUGACCCCGAGUUUAUAUUUUUUUUAUGUUGAUGAACAUGAAGCAAAAAAAAGCUUUCCCAUUAAAACACAAUGCAACAAACGAAGGCACAGUUGAAUGACUGAGAGGCGUAGUCUGGUCAGAUUCAGAUAUUGUGAUCAUUUUAUAGCAACACCUAGUUAUCACGUCCAGCUUUUCAUUUCUUUUUUUUUAAUUUCUUUUCUGAAUAAUUGUUUGUGUAAAUCAAUAGAAAGGGAGCUUGCUGUUAUUUUCCAGAUUUCCGUCUUUGAUAGGACCAAACCGGAGCGUUUGGACAUGAAGAUCAAACGACUCCUAAAGAGAACAAGGCCACUGCUGCAAUGGUCAUAGCUUGAAUAAUUGUUAAACAGUAGUACCACCAAUUAUGAAGUACUAUUUAAACACUAACAAAGCAAAAUUAAUACAGAAUUUUCAUUUAUAUAAACCUUUUUUUGGUUACAUAAUAAACAAAUGGCCAUAUUGUUUUCUUUAUUUAAGCCAUAGUACUCAAUUUAAAAUAUUUGGAAAAAAAAAAGGUUUUUAUUUGUUUUUUUUCCAGUUCCUUUAGUCUGCCAGUUUGUGCACUGUGAAUGCGUGAUAUAUCCUAGUGUGAAUACAGUGUGUUCUUUGUCAUAGACUUGAAAUAUCCAUAGGUUGUGAAAGGUGUAGCUAUUAGUACAGAUAAUGUUCCGUCUCCGUAAAAUUCCAUUCAAAAUAUAAUGACACAAACCAAUAUACGUGAAAACUCAUCACGAUUCAAAGGAGAAGGUGCCUUCAAUGUUAAAAGGUGUGUAGUUUGAGUGGUUCGAUCGUUCCGUACCACUAUGGGAGUAGAAGAGUUAGUUCGGGACCAGAAUCACGUUCUUGUUUUUGGGAAACGGUUUUGCUCUGUAAACUGUGAAUAUGAUGGUUUCUUUUCUAAGCGUGUUUGUAUUGUGUACUUUCGGAGGUCUGAGAGUGUACAUGGGUGUGAUCGAUUAGUAGCAAGCCCAAGAAGUUCACGACUUGCCUCUCUUUAACUGAUGCAAAACAAGAUCAUGUGUUCACGAUCAGAAAUGUUAUAGCACCUUGUUGUCUAGUGCCCCAAGAACAUAAAAGCUCGGCACUAAUGCAGACACGUCAUCUUCACAUCAAUCGGCCGAGCUGCCCGAGUCCCUUUUCCAUGAUCAGCACUGCUGUGGUCCAGUCAAAAAUGUAACCAUGUCCAUAACGACUAUUUUUUAAAAGCUGAAACAAGCAUGCAAUGUAUUCUAAACUAGAUGUCAUUGGUGUCGAGGUUUGCUAGUAAAUUUGUUAAAUGAAGAACAGUGACAAAAGACUUUCAUUGUUGUUUAUGGGUCUAAUUGAGUGCUCUGUCCAAAUGUGCUAUUAACAUUGUCAAUUUUUUGUUUGUUUGUAUGUUUUGUUGCUUUGUAUUUUUGACAUUCUUUUACAUUACAUUAAAAUAUGGUGGCCUGUAAGUGCAAAUCAAGUGACAAACAAAAAAUGCAACAACAAUACCAAAAACACACCAGCAAAUUCAGAAAAACAUCAUUAUUUACUCAAAAUGGAAACGUUAGGUCCUCGUUGAAGAUAUGUAACAAUAAGUAACAAUAGCAAUUUAUUAUGAUGUUGUUAUAGUGAGGAGUAAUUCGUUCUUUGGAAUAACCCUUCUUCCUUUAGCUGGCUUUUCAGCAUUCGCAUCUAAGUUAUCUUGUUUUAAAAAAAUAAACAUGGCUCAUAAACAGCCUCCAACUCUCCAUAUCCCACCAACUCCCCGACUCUUUCACGUUGUAGAUAAUCAUCGACGAGCAUGUGAUGUUCAAUAAGGGCCUUUCCAUUUUCGAGUUGACGAUGUUUUUCUGAAGUUGCUGUUGCAUUUUUGGUUUGUGAACAUAUUUUGCACUUACAGGCCAAAGUAAUAGUUUGGCAAAAUGGAUUAUUAACUACGUUUUGGGCGAGUGGAAAAUUGUGUAUAUUUUUGUCCAAACUAUUCCUUAAUUUUUAUUUAUUUUUUUUCAUUUGUGGAAUUCUGGUACAUGAACCCAGAAACUGCACCUCAUGAUGUCAUGUGUUUCUCUGAUUGAAGUCGUGUUGGGGAUUGAAAUGUGGGACCAAUUUCUAUGUGAGUUUACAUGCUAGCAGUUUACCACUGCACUCACGUCAUUCCAACAUUGUAAACCAUCAAAAAAGGCUGAAAAGUUUGUUUCCAACAGCUCGCACUCUGAGCCAAGCAAACGAGUCCAUCCCGAAACUGUCUUUUGGCUUAGAGCUGACUCACAUUCUUAUCUUUCUUCAUCAAUCACAUCUCUCCUCCCAAAACCCUCUUCACACACUCAUCCACCCAUCCAUUCUGAGCUGCAGGGGCCUUCUCACUCUUGUAUACAGAUUUUUACCACAUCAUACACCGGUGCCACCUUCUCCCUCUACUCUCUCUCACUGGUGUAAAUACUGAGUACUAACUCAAACCAUUUUGACUUUUCAUGUGUUCAAUAAAAUGGGAAACAGUAAGCUCUCAUCUGUCUGAUUUGCUUU